Molecule: messenger RNA, 2940 nt
Organism: Rhinopithecus roxellana (golden snub-nosed monkey)
Lineage: Eukaryota; Metazoa; Chordata; Mammalia; Primates; Cercopithecidae
Gene: PLOD2
Product: procollagen-lysine,2-oxoglutarate 5-dioxygenase 2
Exons: 20
Coding region: 346-2622 (758 amino acids)
Biological process (GO): peptidyl-lysine hydroxylation
Cellular component (GO): endoplasmic reticulum
Molecular function (GO): procollagen-lysine 5-dioxygenase activity; iron ion binding; L-ascorbic acid binding
Source: RefSeq, a predicted model, not a curated record
CCAGACGUGGGGCCCAGGAGGGCGAGCGGAGGCGACCGCACCGGGCGCGCAGCGGCGGCGGGUCAGCGGGCGGCCAAUAGCCAGGGCGCGGCCCGCCCCGUCGCCUCCCCUCGGGGAGCCUAUAAGGCCACCGCAGCGCCCCGGGCGCCUGCUGCUCCGCGCCUCAGCCGACGACCUGACUCUGCUGCGUUACGCGCAGCUCACGCUGCCGGCCCCGCGCCUUGCCCACCCGCUCCCGCCCGCAAUCGCUAGCCCAGGGCGGACCCGGGUCUCUGCGCUCUCGCGAGAAGUGCAGCGCUGCGGGGCCGUGGGCGCCUGAGCCCGCGCGGCCCUCGAGGGCCGAACAUGGGGGUGCGCACGGUGAAGCCUCAGCUGCUGCUCCUGGCGCUCGUCCUCCACCUCUGGAAUCCCUAUCUGGGUGCAGACUCGGAGAAGCCCUCGAGCAUCCCCACAGAUAAAUUAUUAGUCAUAACUGUAGCAACAAAAGAAAGUGAUGGAUUCCAUCGAUUUAUGCAGUCAGCCAAAUAUUUCAAUUAUACUGUGAAGGUCCUUGGUCAAGGAGAAGAAUGGAGAGGUGGUGAUGGAAUUAAUAGUAUUGGAGGGGGCCAGAAAGUGAGAUUAAUGAAAGAAGUCAUGGAACACUAUGCUGAUCAAGAUGAUCUGGUUGUCAUGUUUACUGAAUGCUUUGAUGUCAUAUUUGCUGGUGGUCCAGAAGAAGUUCUAAAAAAAUUCCAAAAGGCAAACCACAAAGUGGUCUUUGCAGCAGAUGGAAUUCUGUGGCCAGAUAAAAGACUAGCAGACAGAUAUCCUGUUGUGCACAUUGGGAAACGCUAUCUGAAUUCAGGAGGAUUUAUUGGCUAUGCUCCAUAUAUCAACCGUAUAGUUCAACAAUGGAAUCUCCAGGAUAAUGAUGAUGAUCAACUCUUUUACACGAAAAUUUACAUUGAUCCACUGAAAAGGGAAGCUAUUAACAUCACAUUGGAUCACAAAUGCAAAAUUUUCCAGACCUUAAAUGGAGCUGUAGAUGAAGUUGUUUUAAAAUUUGAAAAUGGCAAAGCCAGAGCUAAGAAUACAUUUUAUGAGACAUUACCAGUAGCAAUUAAUGGAAAUGGACCCACCAAAAUUCUCCUGAAUUAUUUUGGAAACUAUGUACCCAAUUCAUGGACACAGGAUAAUGGCUGCACUCUUUGUGAAUUGGAUACGAUCGACUUGUCUGCAGUAGAUGUCCAUCCAAACGUAACAAUAGGUGUUUUUAUUGAGCAACCAACACCUUUUCUACCUCGGUUUCUGGACAUAUUGUUGACACUGGAUUACCCAAAAGAAGCACUUAAACUUUUUAUUCAUAACAAAGAAGUUUAUCAUGAAAAGGACAUCAAGGUAUUUUUUGAUAAAGCUAAGCAUGAAAUCAAAACUAUAAAAAUAGUAGGACCAGAAGAAAAUCUAAGUCAAGCAGAAGCCAGAAACAUGGGAAUGGACUUUUGCCGUCAGGAUGAAAAGUGUGAUUAUUACUUUAGUGUGGAUGCAGAUGUUGUUUUGACAAAUCCAAGGACUUUAAAAAUUUUGAUUGAACAAAACAGAAAGAUCAUUGCUCCUCUUGUAACUCGUCAUGGAAAGCUGUGGUCCAAUUUCUGGGGAGCAUUGAGUCCUGAUGGAUACUAUGCACGAUCUGAAGAUUAUGUGGAUAUUGUUCAAGGGAAUAGAGUAGGAGUAUGGAAUGUACCAUACAUGGCUAAUGUGUACUUAAUUAAAGGAAAAACACUCCGAUUAGAGAUGAAUGAAAGGAAUUAUUUUGUUCGUGAUAAACUGGAUCCUGAUAUGGCUCUUUGCCGAAAUGCUAGAGAAAUGACUUUACAAAGGGAAAAAGACUCCCCUACUCCGGAAACAUUCCAAAUGCUCAGCCCCCCAAAGGGUGUGUUUAUGUACAUUUCUAAUAGACAUGAAUUUGGAAGGCUAUUAUCCACUGCUAAUUACAAUACUUCUCAUUAUAACAAUGACCUCUGGCAGAUUUUUGAAAAUCCUGUGGACUGGAAGGAAAAGUAUAUAAACCGUGAUUAUUCAAAGAUUUUCACUGAAAAUAUAGUUGAACAGCCCUGUCCAGAUGUCUUUUGGUUCCCCAUAUUUUCUGAAAAAGCCUGUGAUGAAUUGGUAGAAGAAAUGGAACAUUACGGCAAAUGGUCUGGGGGAAAACAUCAUGAUAGCCGUAUAUCUGGUGGUUAUGAAAAUGUCCCAACUGAUGAUAUCCACAUGAAGCAAGUUGAUCUGGAGAAUGUAUGGCUUCAUUUUAUCCGGGAGUUCAUUGCACCAGUUACACUGAAGGUCUUUGCAGGCUACUAUACGAAGGGAUUUGCACUACUGAAUUUUGUAGUAAAAUAUUCCCCUGAAAGACAGCGUUCUCUUCGUCCUCAUCAUGAUGCUUCUACAUUUACCAUAAACAUUGCGCUUAAUAAUGUGGGAGAAGACUUUCAGGGAGGUGGUUGCAAAUUUCUAAGAUACAAUUGUUCUAUUGAAUCACCACGAAAAGGCUGGAGCUUCAUGCAUCCUGGGAGACUCACACAUUUGCAUGAAGGACUUCCUGUUAAAAAUGGAACAAGAUACAUUGCAGUGUCUUUUAUAGAUCCCUAAGUUAUUUACUUUUCAUUGAACUGAAAUUUCUUUUGGACGAAUGACUGGCAUGAACACAUCUUUGAAGUUGUGUCUGAGAAUAUGAGAGGAAUAUUUAAAUAGCGUCAACAGAACAACUUCACUUUGGGCCAAACAUUUGAAAAACUUUUUAUAAAAAUUGUUUGAUAUUUCUUAAUGUCUGCUCUGAGCCUUAAAACACAGGUUGAAGAAGAAAAGAAAGAAAAAACUUAAAUAUUUAUUUGUAUGCUUUGUUGCCUCUGAGAAUAAUGACAAUUUAUGAAUUUGUGUUUCAAGUUGAUAAAAUAUUUAGGUACAAAU